GUCACCCGUAAACAUCGUUAUGGUUUGUCUUAGUCGUACUCACCUAAAGUAGAUGGUUAUACCGCGGCAACGUUUUGUUGUGCGCUAUAUACGAAAUGUUGAAUUACGUUUAUCUUUGAGCCUUGGAUUUUAAUGGACAGCGUGUCUAUCUAUCAUCAUGAGCCACGGUUCAAUUAUGUCGGGACGCAUCAUUUAAUGAACUUCCCUGAACGAUUACAUAUCUUCAUUAUUCAAGAUGAUUUUAAGAUUGCCGCUAUCGACAUGGAUGAACACUGUGAUACUAUGCAUAACCUUUGGGAAUGUUGCCUUCGCUCAAAAUAGUACUCAUGCGUCUACUGGUACCGCAUCGACGUCCACUUCUUCUUCUAGUACUAAUACUCCAAAAUUACUUCAAGGAAUUAACCUUAACGGAACCGGUGUAUUAAGCGGCAUUCCCAUUCCGACAAUGUUCCCACCUGUGAUUACUCCCAUUUCUGAAACACUGCGUGUCAAAACGGACCCGGUCGCCUCUCAGGAAUCCACCACCACAGCACCGUCGACCUCUUCACCAUCGACACCAACAUUCCAUUUAUCUGACCUCCUGGCGGACAAUGCCACGCUGGCAUCUCUACUGGCGGCCGUUAUCAACACGGCCAAUAAACAACUGACCGUUCCCAGUCAAGCGUCCAGCGUACCGGCCGUGGCGACCGCCGGGGUCGCAGCACCGGCAGCGGGCGCCGCUAUAUCCGCUAGUCUUCCGGGUCAGCAGUCUGGAUACAGUGCCGGACAGGCGGCUCAAAGCGGCCCGUCCAACCUACCCGGACAAGUACCCCAGCAACCGGCACCCGCUCCCGUAAACCAAAACUUCGCGGUCCUUCCAGCUGGUGGUGCAUACGGAGGGGUCGGAGUCCAGACACAGCCAACGGGAAUUAACAGUUUCGGAUUUUCCGGGCAGCAGCCGUCUCAAGGUGUCAACGCGGGAGGAAUCAUCCAGCAGCCCAACACGUUCGCAGGAGGAAACACAAACUUUAAUACUGGUAAUCAAUUUUCAUCUAAUCAGAAUCAAAUAACCGGUGGAAUAUCCGGAAUCGGCGGCAACCAGUUUUCCGGCGCUCAACAGAAUCCAGCACAGCAGAAUCAACUCAACAACUUUGGAUCCAAUUUUAACCAGCAAAUGCAAAAUAACGUGGGAGUGACCAAUCAGCAGCAGUACCUGGGACCAUCGAGACCUGCCAGUUCAUACGGAAGCGGAGGUACAGUCGGCAUCCAGCAAGCACCGAUGCAACAACCGGUGCAGCAACAACCUAUCCAGCAGCCGCAGCAGCCGUUACCGCAAAAUCAGCAGGGUGGUUACGGAGUUGGUAAUAUUGGUCAGCAGCCGAUCCAGCAACCGCAACAACCCCUGUUGCAAAAUCAACAAGGCGGUUACGGAGGCAAUAAUAUCGGACAACAGCAAAUCCAGCAACCGCAACAACCGUUGCCGGCGCAGAAUCAACAGGGUGGGUAUGGAGGCGGCGGCGCUGGUCAGCAGCCGAUCCAGCAGCCGAUUCAGCAGCCUCAGCAACCCUUAAUACAGAAUCAGCAGCAGCAGGGUGGUUACGGAAGUGGUGGUGCCGGUGGCAUCCCUAAUAACAAUUUCCCGCCAACAUACGCCACGCCCCUUCCAACCGGAUUCACCGCCGCUCCCACGUUCCCGCCCCAGCCGUUAACGGGAUUCACCGCCGCACCGACGCCACCCAUGAACUUACAAACGCCGUUGCCCAUUAAUUCCAAUACGUACAACCAGAUGACCAGCGGCUUUCCUCUGCCGGUGGGGUACUACGCCAGUCCUCAGCAGUCCGGUCCCGGAGGUAUUCUGCCGCCACCCACCACGGGGUACGGCGGCGGAGCCAGCAUGCAGCAAGUCGUUCAACCUGCCGUCAAUAACCAGAACGUGAACAAUAAUCAGCAGCCGAACAGCGGAUUUAAUGCUCAGAGCGGUAACACGCAGAAUGCCGCCGGCUACAGCGGUCCAACGGCCCAGGCCAAUACGGCUUUCCUGGGCGGCGGCGGCGGCAUUAGUGCUGGUGGUGGAUUCCAAGGUCUACAGCCGGUACAAAAUACCAACGUUAACAGUCAAGCGCAAAAUCAGCAACAAAAACAGUAUGGAACGGGACCGUUCGGCAGUGCCGCCCCGCAAGGUCAACAGCAGCAGCUGGGCACUGGACAGCAGCCCGGGCAAACAAACAGCCAAGGAAACUACGGGAGCAGCAGUUACAGUGGUGGUGUGCCUAAUCAGCAAGUCCAAAAUCAAUUUGCGAACCAAGGGGGUAACACUAUCCAAGGAGGCCAAACGGGAUUUGGUGGAGUGGUCAAUAGUCAACAACCUGUGCAACAGCAGCAACAAUCUGGGUUCGGCUUUCAGGGAGUACCAAACCAGAAUCAACAAAUCGGUCAGCCUCAAAACCAACAAAACCCGAAUCUAGGAUUCGGCAACAAUGUCGGCAACGUAAAUUCGGGAGUGUCACAGCAAUCUGGCUAUGGCAACCAAAAUAAUAUCAAUCCAGGCGCGGGAAGUUUCCCACAGAACACCAAUAUCGGAUCAGUUGGUCAACAGGGAAUAAAUCAGCAACAGCAGUUCCCUUCAGGUGUCCAAAACCAGCCAAACAAUCAAGUUCCCGCCAUUCCCGCUACACCCAACCAAAUUCAAAACCAGCAAGUCCAGCAGUCAAGCAUCAGCGUUCCCGGUCUCCAGGGCGGCUACGGCCAGGCAUCCGGCGGACAGCCAGUGAACAACCAACCGGUACAGAUUCCGGCAUCCGCUCCGCCGGUUAUUUUAUCCGCCGGUCAAGGUGGACAGAAUACCGCGGCUUCCAUUCAGACUCCUAUCCCACCGGCAAAUUUAGGGCAAAAUCCUACCACUGCCAUCACCGCGCCCAAUGUGCUGGUGCAGAAUCCGGGCACAACCACACCCUUUUCGGGAUUCGGUGGACUGGGAUCACUGGCACAAAGCAUUCAAGAGCAAUUAGGCGUAACGCGACCCACCACCACAGGUCAACCAGCUACCACAUCGUCCAACCCGUUUCCGGUCAUAACACCGACGGUACAGCCUGGUGUGCCGGUGUCAAACACCAUUGCCACGAGUAACCAGGGAAUUAAUACACAAGUCGGUUCGGCUGGGGCUGGACAGCAAGCCACGUCAAAUCAACAGAUGCAGCAGCCAUCCGCACAAUUUCCUUUGGGUUCGCAGUUCGGUGCGCAGCAAGCGACGGGUGGCCAACCGGGUCAACAGAUCAAUCCGGCGUUUGGCAAUGCUCAACAGACCGGUGGUCAAUUUGGGUUGGGCGGAGUGAAUCAGGUCACUCAGCAGCCGCAGACCGGGGUGAAUCAAGCACAAAAUGUGGGAAACGUUGGAGGAUAUAAUACUGGUUCUUUGGGAGGCGGUAUCCCGGUGAGUCAAGGCAUUGGCGGAGGAUUUGGACAACAAGCUAGUGGAGGACUGCAGAAUAUCGGCACCGCAAACACUGGUGGUGUACAGCCUGUCAAUACCGGACAACAGCAGCAGAACAUUAAUCAGCCAGUGACCUAUGCAACUUUGAACAGAGGAAAUUCUUAUCGAUAAUUAUAAUACGUGAUACAAGCUAUUUGCAAUGUUUUUUUAGUUGCUGCCUAAUACUUUUAAAUGCUUUCUUCGUUUUGCAGAGAUUUAUGACCAAUGGAGCUAAAACGUUAUUAAUUUUGC
Paramacrobiotus metropolitanus is the source of this 3700-nucleotide messenger RNA. Its product is annotated as nuclear pore complex protein Nup98-Nup96-like. The transcript has 2 exons. The coding region runs from base 236 to 3580 and encodes 1114 amino acids. The record is from RefSeq and is a predicted model, not a curated record. NCBI's taxonomy places the organism in Eukaryota, Metazoa, Tardigrada, Eutardigrada, Parachela, Macrobiotidae.